ACCAUACGUCAGAGGAGAAACCACCAUCCAGAAUGUCCCAUCGUCACCGGCUGUGCCCGCCAUGAACUCCUCACACCCCGAUUCAGGGACUAUAUCUGCCCCCCUGGUCUCUGCUAACAACGUCCCCUACUUGGUGACGGAAGUGCUGACGGCGGUGAUCUCUGUAGUUGGCAACACGCUAAUCUGCUUGGCAGUGUUAAAUGACCGCAGGCUCCGCACCGUUACCAACUACUUCCUCUUCUCCCUGGCCACUGCGGACAUACUGGUGGGAGCUGUAGGAAUCCCCUGUGCAAUCCUGCUGGACCUGGGCUUAGCACAAUGCAGCCUAUACUCCUGCCUGCUGAUGCUCUGCAACCUCAUGACCUUUUCUUUGGCCUCCAUCUUUGGACUUUUGGCAGUAGCAGUAGAGCGGUACAUUUCCAUCCUGUGCCCCUUCCAUUACCGAGCACUGGUCACACCGAGGGCCUCCAUAAUAGUAAUACUCUUCACCUGGAUGCUAGCGGCGGUGGCUGGCCUGAUGCCCCUCAUGGGCUGGCACGAGUCAUUCCCUCCUGAAAGCGUCUGCCUCUUCAGCAGCCUCAUAUCGGAAUAUUACAUGGUCUACCUGAUCUUCUUUGGCUGUGUGGUUCCCCCGCUGGUGGCCAUGCUUGUGUUCUACGCUCGCAUUUUUCUGGAGAUCCGGAGACAAAUUCGGCAGAUUGCAGAAUGGGAGGUGGAUGUGAGCCGAAGGCGUCGGCGCAGGCGGAUAGUGGUCAGGGAGUUUCGCAUGGCAACGUCGCUCUUCCUUGUGGUCUUCUGCUUUGUCAUCUGCUGGUUCCCCAUUCAUAUUCUCAAUGUUGUUCGGUUUUAUUGUCCACAUUGCAAGGUGCCUGCAGACCUGAUCCUCUCUGCGGUCAUCCUCUCUCACGCAAACUCCGCCAUCAACCCCAUUAUAUACGUCUUCCGCAUGAGGACAUUUCGGAGAGCAGUAGAGGCCACUUUAUCGUGUUCCUGUGCUACGGCGGCUGUGGGAAGUGUUACUGGGUCCAGUCUGGCAAAAACCACUCCUGACCAGAGAGCAGAAGGGAACCUCAGGGACGGCCCAUUGCCUGGGACCUAGGUGAGGAACUUGCAGGAGAGGAACACACGGUGCCUUCAUCACUUCCUGGACCGGUGGUGGCAGAUCUGAUCCAACGAGUGGUGUAAGACAUAACCCUUUCCGGACACUCUUUCUGGGAUUGCUACUGUUCCGCCAUGCGUCCGGACACUCUCUCUGGGAUUGCUAGUGUUCCGCCAUGCGUCUAAGCGAUUGCUGUGUGUCUUUGACCAUUAAGCUUUGUAGCUAGGUCCCACAUUCCCAGCCAGUGCGUCAGACCCACAUUAUGGGCUCUCUGUGGAAGAUCUUGAAAUAUAGAGAAUUAUAAAGAGCGCGUGACAAGAGGACAUGGGUAUUACUUGUAUUAUAUGCAAUAUCCUUUCGUUACAAAGUGGCAGCAUACUUCUUACCCCUCACAGUAAGGUGACCAGGUGAUAGUCAGGAGAACAUGUGGGGUGGGGGAGAAGUGGUAGCAGUGGUGACCUGACCUGGUGUAAGAGCAGUGACCAUGAGCGAGAGGGGUCGGCUGUGAUGGGAUUACAGCAUUGUGAAGGUUCAGCAGACCUGGACAGGGUCUCCACAGUGCUUUAAUACUACCACUAUUGUGCCUGUUGCAUACCUUGCAACUGUCCCGA
This is a messenger RNA of Pseudophryne corroboree (corroboree frog), 1710 nucleotides long. RefSeq names its product adenosine receptor A1-like. The record is from RefSeq and is a predicted model, not a curated record. Gene Ontology annotation, molecular function: G protein-coupled adenosine receptor activity. Gene Ontology annotation, cellular component: plasma membrane. The transcript has a single exon. Gene Ontology annotation, biological process: G protein-coupled adenosine receptor signaling pathway; adenylate cyclase-activating G protein-coupled receptor signaling pathway. Lineage: Eukaryota; Metazoa; Chordata; Amphibia; Anura; Myobatrachidae. Bases 62 to 1099 code for a protein of 345 amino acids.